CGGAGCUCCUGGUCAUUCACUCCGCCGGGCGGGAGCCGCUGGCGGCGGUGGCGGGAUGUCGCGGGGCCGGGAGCGCGUGGUGGCCCUGGUAGACAUGGACUGCUUCUUCAUGCAGGUGGAGCAGCGCCUCGACCCGCAGCUGCGCGGCCGCCCCUGCGCCGUGGUGCAGUACACCGAGUGGCAAGGCGGCGGGAUCAUCGCCGUGAGCUACGAGGCGCGCGCCUUCGGUGUGUCCCGCGGGAUGUGGGCGUCGGAGGCUCGUGCGCUGUGCCCGGAGCUGGCGCUGGCGCGGGUGCCGCAGGCGCGGGGCAAGGCGGACCUCACUCGGUACCGGGAUGCGAGCGCGGAGGUGAUGCAGGUGCUGUCGCGGUUCGCCGCCAUCGAGCGCGCCAGCAUCGACGAGGCGUACCUGGACCUGACCGGCACCGCCCGGGACCGGCUGCGCGCCCUGCAGGGCGGGCCCGUGCCCGCAGCGCUGCUGCCCAGCACUUUCGUGCAGGGACUGCCCGGAGACCCCGGCCCCGAAUCCGGCGGGAAGGAGGAGCUACGCCAACGUGGCUUGCACGAGUGGCUGGCGUCGCUGUCUUUCGAUAACCCUGAUUGUCCUGACCUGCAACUGACCAUGGGGGCGGUGAUUGUGGAAGAAAUUAGAGUGGCUGUAGAAGAAGCCACCGGAUUCAGGUGUUCAGCUGGCAUCUCACACAACAAGACUCUGGCAAAACUGGCCUGCGGGUUAAACAAGCCCAACCGCCAGACACUGGUGUCAGCACGGUUUGUGCCACAGCUCUUCAGCCAACUGCCCGUCAGCAGCAUCCGUAACCUGGGAGGCAAGCUUGGCACUGCUAUCACAGACAUCCUGGGAGUAGAGUACAUCGGGCAGCUGACACAGUUCAGUGAGACUGAACUCCAGACUCACUUUGGAGACAAAACUGGGUCCUGGCUCUAUGACUUAUGCAGAGGAAUUGAAGAGGAACCUGUCAAAAACCGGUACCUGCCCCAGUCUAUUGGCUGCAGCAAGAAUUUCCCUGGGAGGACAGCCUUGGCCACGCAGAAGGCGGUGCAACACUGGCUCCUGCAGCUGGCCUUGGAGCUGGAAUCCAGACUGAACAAGGACAGGAGCCAGAACCACCGCGUGGCCCGGCAGCUGAUGGUAGUCAUCCGCCAGCAAGGGGACACCCGUGUGUCGCGCUUCUGCGCCCUGUCCCGCUACGACGCACAGAAAAUGUGCAACGACGCCUUCACCCUCAUCCAAAACUGCAAUGCGGCUGGGAUGCAGCAAGCAGCAUGGUCUCCACCACUGAUAUCAGUUCAUCUCUCAGCAAGCAAGUUCUCGGAGCCUGCCACCCUCUCUGCAGGCAUCGCCACCUUCCUGAUGGGUGACACCCAGCCUGAUGGCACUGCCACCACGAGCCAAAACACCACAUCUUCUGGGAGGGCCAGGGUCAAGUUCUUUAGAAGCCCAAGCAAAGAGCUUAGGCAGAAGCCAGCUAAUGCUAUUGAGUCAUUCUUCCAAAAGGCAGCAGAACAGCAGCCAUCACAAGCAGCAGCAGCAGCAACCAGCUUGCCCACUGCUACCACCGCAGGGUCACCUGUGCCCAGGCCCCCAGAGCACCAGGAGAGAGCUGGUGUUAGACUUGCCUCUGUGCAGUGUGACCUGGAGUCCCCUGUGAAGCAGAGUCCCAGCGAUGCCAGCCCUACUUCUCCUUACAAGAGGCUUCCUUGUGAGAAGCUGCCAUCAGAUGCUACACAAACACCCUCAACUCCACCCAGCUCCAGGACCCUUCUGAAAUUACAGUCAGCUAUGGAGGGAAAUGAGCAGAAUUUUCCGCCCUCUCCUGAGCUUGUCCCACUGCCUCCUGCCUCGCCAGGAGACCAGCAGUGCUGUGAUAAGUGUGGCCAGCUUGUGCUGGUGUGGGAAUUCCCAGAGCACAUGGACUACCACUUUGCUCUGGAGUUGCAAAGCUCCUUUCUGAAGCCCAGUGCUCCCAUGGCUCCAGCAGCAGCUCCCAACCCAAAGGCUGAAGGUUCCAGGUCUCCUGCUAAGGCGAAGAACAAGCCCAAAACUCCAGCAGGAUCUAGUGCAAAACGACCCAAAGAAGGUGUGACAAGAACUUUAGAUUUUUUCUUUAAGCGCUUACCUCCGUAACUCCCAACCAGUUGAGGUGUUUUUAAAGACUCAGUGUUUUUAAAGACUCAGUGUGUGUUUUUAAAGACUCAGUGUGUGUUUUUAAAGACUCAGUGUUUUUAAACAAUCAGUGUUUUUAAACAGUGUUUUCAAAGAACUGGUGUUUUUAACCACAGUUAAAAGUUUUUAUACUGCCUGUCAAGUUUUAAUGCAGAAAAGUCUAAUAAAUUAUCUCUACCCCACAUCUAAAAGGAA
This is a messenger RNA of Pseudopipra pipra, 2380 nucleotides long. It is a transcript of the gene POLH, whose product is annotated as DNA polymerase eta. The record is from RefSeq and is a predicted model, not a curated record. Lineage: Eukaryota; Metazoa; Chordata; Aves; Passeriformes; Pipridae. Gene Ontology annotation, biological process: response to radiation; error-prone translesion synthesis. The transcript is spliced from 10 exons. Gene Ontology annotation, molecular function: damaged DNA binding; DNA-directed DNA polymerase activity. The coding region runs from base 56 to 2146 and encodes 696 amino acids. Gene Ontology annotation, cellular component: site of double-strand break; nucleus; replication fork.